UUGAUCUACACUAUUUUUUAAGCUUUAAAAUUUAUAAAUAAAAAUAAAAAUAUAUUAUAAAGCUAUCACAAACAUUUCAAGUGAAAUCACAUUGGUCGACACUAUUUAAAGGUAGGCUCUAAUAUGAUUGUUUAGAGCCUAGGCUGUGUACAAACCCAGCCUUUCAUUUUAGCUCAUAUAUAAGUAGAGAGUGGUGCGAGUGGAAAGCUUUCAUAUAUCAGGAAGGUGCUAAGCCGAGUAUGAGUGACACGGGUUGCGCCACUAUUUCCCUCCCUUAUUUCCAUUAUUUUUGCAGAAGAACCCUCUCUUCCUCCUCUUUCUGCCCUAAUCUCUUCGAAUUUCACAGAAGAAAGCCAUUGAAACUCAGAGUAAAAUCUAUGUUUAGUGACACAGAGGGAGAGACUUUAAAUGAUUCGGCAAAAGAAGAGCCAGUUACUCGUCGCCUUGUUCUUCUCCGCCAUGCCAAAAGCUCAUGGAAAGAUCGUACUUUAAGAGACCAUGAUCGCCCUUUAAGUAAAGCAGGUCGUGUGGAUGCCAUGAACAUUUCGCACAAGCUUCAUCGGAUGGGUUGGGUGCCUGAACUCAUUCUUUCUAGUGAUGCCAUUCGAACAAGGGAGACACUUCAGAUUAUGCAGGAGCAUGUUCAAGGGUUUUUAGAAGCAGAGGUGCGCUUUGUGGCGAGCUUCUACUCCAUUGCAGCCAUGGAUGGACAGACUGCAGAGCAUCUGCAAGAGGUUAUUUGCGAAAUUUCAAGGGAUGAGAUACUUACAAUUAUGUGUAUGGGUCAUAAUAGAGGGUGGGAAGAAGCCGCAUCCAUGUUGUCUGGCACCCCAAUAGAACUUAAGACAUGUAAUGCUGCACUUUUAGAAGCCUCUGGAAGAUCUUGGGAGGAGACAUUUCAUGUACAGGCAUUCUCUACCGGCCUCGGUGGGUGGAGACUUCUUGGUGUGGUGAAACCAGAUGAUGCUUCAGAAGGGUGAUGAUCUUUGCUGUUCAUUUUUUCUUUCUUGUAUUUUUAACGUAUAAAUCUAACAGCCUAGCUGAGUUUCUGUAAUAAUAUUCUUUUAUUUUUCUGGAAGUUUUACUUUCUCUGUAGUUUCUAAUAUUAAAACAGAAUAUGAGUGUAUUUAAAGCAUGAGGAUUGAAUUAUUUUAGGCCAUUCUCAAUGCAACGAAUGAAAAUUGUUAUCGAUGACAAUCUGAAA
Molecule: messenger RNA, 1204 nt
Organism: Amborella trichopoda
Lineage: Eukaryota; Viridiplantae; Streptophyta; Magnoliopsida; Amborellales; Amborellaceae
Product: Phosphoglycerate mutase family protein
Source: RefSeq, a predicted model, not a curated record